UUAUAUUAUAUUAUAUUAUGAAUUGACCUUCAAAAAAUAAGCCUACCCUGAGAAAUAUUUACUGGAGUAAAAAGUGUUACAUCUAGCCGUGGUCUCCACCUAUAUACUUUUGAUUUUGGGGUGAAACAUAACCAGAAUUUUCUUUGAAUUUCUCUUGAGAUUCACCUAAGAUCUUUGGACUCUUUGAAUUCCUGCAUUUUCUAAAUGUAUCUCAUUGUAAGUCCUUGCAUCUAACGUGCAGUCAGAUAGUGUGUUUGCUCUCUCUUGGGAGUUCCUCUCUUGUGGAGCCCACUCCAGAUUUUGGCUUUGGCCCUGCCAUGCUCUCAGUCACAGCAGCUUCUGAUGGGCUGACCGCUGGUGUCGCACUGAUCACGAGAAGAAUGCCAUUGACGUCAGAGGAGAUGUUGUCAGCAAGGACAGUGGACCCCUGCUCUUGAAAUCUCCUACAAGUGAUUGGACUGUCUUUGUGUCGAGGGCAAAAGAAAUGGGGGGUUGUGAAGGAGAGAAAGCCACACAUGAUGGACUAUCACCACGCUGUUUUCAUCCUGACCCUUGCAUUAUAAUGGACAAAGCCUCUUCUGACCCCGUGCGUUUAGUGCACUCUGAGUCAGAGAUUGAGCAAACACUACGACCGUCGCUGACACACACACAGAGCUGCAUGUCAAAGUCACCGGACGUGUUACUCAAAAGGUUGCCCUGUAACAAUAACACCAAGAUCCCAUGACCACCGAAUUGCGUGUUGUGAUUGUGUCACCUGCAAGCACGCAUGUCUUGAUGAAUGAUUUUCUUGUAGUGUAAGUUUAGACCGUCUAACGUAAUACACACAGUUGGCAUCACAACAAUUCAAUAUGUCCACGCACUUAAGGUACUUUCAUAUGCAAGUCACCUGUGCAGUGUGAACAUCUGCACAUCCAAAGAUGCAUGUUAGGGGUUUAAAACUGUCCUGUCAUAAUCCAGGAUUACGAGAAAAAAAAAAAUGAAAUCUGGCCCUAAACGAAUCUGCAAAUGCAUCAGUUUUCAAGAAUAAUCUACGUAGAUUGACUGUCACGUAAUCCUCAAACACAUCAGUGAAUGAAGGUGUGUAUCUCUAUUGUCUGCACUGGAAUGUCCCCCUAGGAAUAUUCUGGGAAAUGACAGAGCAGUUGCUAUCUCAAGCAAUCUGUCUGUCAUAAGUAAAGAAAUCUCUCCCAUCUUCCUUAAAUCUGAUGCUAAAAAGACUUGUGUAGAUGUGCUCAAUUGCUGCAUUUGUGAUGUCUUGCUCUCUCAGUGUUAAUGAACAUCGUUUAAUUAGGGACACACUAGUUCAUUUUCAGUAUGCUGCUAAUAUCAUACUGUAUAAAUGUUUUUGUUUACGUGUUUCAGAGAUUUGUAUUGAUAUAGUCAUUUUUACCAAAAUCGUUUUUUUAAUUUUUUUUAUGUUAUGUUAUGGCCGAAUACCGGUAACCAAUGUUGUAAUUGUAAAUCUGUAAAUCUGUAAAUUCAGAUAAAAUGCUUCAAGUGAAAGGCAUCCAAACAUUAUGAUAGCCGAUUUUUUUAAAGUGAUAAACAAUAACCAAUAUGAGGCCUACUGUAUAUUUUAAAACUGUUCUAUUUUGCUUGUUUUUAAUCAUUCAAACUAAAUGAAAUUGCAGUCAUAAUGUACAUAAAAAGAUGAAUAACUAUUUAGCAGAAAAGAUGAGUAACUAUUGAGUACUUUAGAAAAGUAGCAUAUUAAAAGAGUUUACUGUUUGAAUUGGAAAACCUACCUACUGUUAUCUACUUCCAAUAUUCAGAACAAUACAGAUAAUAAAAAAUUGCUAAUUAUAGCAGAUACCAAUAUUAUUUCUGAUUAUAUUAUGCAUCCUUAUAUAUAUAUAUAUAGAUGCUCUGUAUUUUAAAAAGUUUAUAUAUAAUUGAUGAACAAUAACCAAUAUGAAGCUGCAAUUGUAAAACUGUUUUUAAUCAUUCAAAAUAAGUGAAGUUGCAAUCAUAAUGUACAGAAAGAGAUGAAUAACUAUUUAGUACAUUAGAAAUGUAGCAUAUUAAAAACGAUUUUCAUUUGAAUUGGAAAACAAUGUCUACCGUCAUCUACCUUCAAUAUUCAGACCAAUACAGGUCAUAAAAAUGCUAAACAUGGCAGAUACCAAUUUACAGUAAUCAACAAUAUAUUGUGCAUCUUUAAAAAAAAUAUAUUUUUUGAUGCUCUUUAUUUUUAAAAAUGUAUUUAUAAUUGAUAAACAAUAACCGAUAUGAAGCCGCAGUUGUAAAACUUUUUUGUUUUACAGUGUUUUGCAUGUUUUUAAUUAUUCAAGAUAAGUGAAAUUGCAAUCAUAGUCAGAACUCAUACACAUUUGUAACAGAGAUUAGGCCCCUUUUUGCUGGCAGCGUAGUCUACAUGAAUCCGGUUCCAUAGCUCCACUCCAGAUCUUGCAGCUCUCACUGCGUCGUGCUCUCCAGCUCUGUAGGUUUGUGGUUUCACUGGAAGCCGCUCAUGUUUGUGUAAAGCAAUGCCCCCCUAUGUCAUGUCUAGGUAGCUGAGGUUCUGCGACGCUUUCUCACUGUCACUUGUGCAAGCUCUUUUUUUUUUUAUUACUGUGGAUAUCGCUGGCAUGCAAUCUCUUCAGGAAAUCUCAGCAAAGCCAGUCACUUCAUAUAAAAGAGUCGGGAUCUCUGACUAGGGGUUUGAAAGCCGUAACGGGUGCUGGAGUUCUUUUGGAUUUGCUCUCCUUUUAUUUUAGAGAACGCCAGUUUAAAGACCUCUGAAGUUCAUGUUUUUUUCUCACAACCUGUGGAGGAUACAAUGUAGGGACAUGGAAUUGGUAUGGAAUAGGCUGACUCCAGAUUAAUAAAAGCAGAUUGAGAAGGGACUCUCUGUGCUUGUAUGUGUGUAUGUGCUUUGUUUUAUAGGAGCAUGGGGCUCUGGUGCGUUCUACACCAGGAGCCCUGCAUGGCUGGACUGCUGGUGGUGUAACUCCGUUUUAUUGUCUCUUCUGGACUCCAGCGCUAUUGAUGACUGCUAAGGAGAUACAGGAAUCUUUUUUGAGGGCAAGGAGCAGCUAAUAUUUAAUCCUUCAGCCCUGUUUUUCCUCAUAGGGGAGAUCUUUUCAGCACAUUAUGAAGAGUCACCCAUGUGGACAUCCCAACAUGGCUGUCUACGAUGUGGACGAUGUCCGGGAAGCCUCGGCUAGCCCGGUCAAACGCCUCAAAACUGACCAUCCCCUCCCCUGUCUCCCUCCAGAGGAGGCCUACCAGAAGCUGGCCACCGAGACCCUGGAGGAACUGGACUGGUGCCUGGACCAACUGGAGACCUUGCAGACCCGACACUCGGUCAGCGAGAUGGCCUCAAACAAGUUCAAGCGGAUGUUGAACAGGGAGUUAACGCACCUAUCUGAGAUGAGCAGAUCUGGUAACCAGGUCUCAGAGUUCAUCUCCAACACAUUUUUAGACAAACAGCAUGACGUUGAGAUGCCCUCCCCGCAGACCCAGAAGGAGAAGGAGAAGAAAAAGAAGCCCAUGUGUCAGAUCAGUGGCGUGAAAAAACUAAUGCACAGCACCAGCCUCACCAACUCAAACAUCCCUCGCUUUGGGGUCAAAACGGACACAGAGGACUCCUUAGCCAAGGAACUGGAGGACGUAAACAAAUGGGGCCUUAAUGUUUUUAAAGUCACCGAGUUUUCAGGCAACAGGCCUUUAACGGUGAUGAUGUACACCAUAUUUCAGGAGAGAGAAUUACUCAAAACAUUUAAAAUUCCCUUGGACACUUUUAUAACAUACCUGAUGACCUUAGAAGAUCAUUACCAUGCAGAUGUUGCGUAUCACAAUAAUAUUCAUGCUGCUGACGUCACCCAGUCCACACAUGUCCUGCUCUCCACGCCUGCUUUGGAGGCGGUUUUCACAGACCUUGAAAUUCUUGCUGCAAUUUUUGCCAGUGCAAUUCAUGAUGUAGACCACCCAGGUGUCUCAAACCAGUUCCUUAUUAACACCAACUCCGAGUUGGCGCUCAUGUACAAUGACGCAUCAGUGCUGGAAAACCAUCAUCUCGCCGUCGGCUUCAAACUCCUGCAGGAGGAGAACUGUGACAUCUUCCAGAACCUCAACAAAAAACAGAGACAAUCGCUGCGCAAGAUGGUCAUAGAUAUCGUCUUAGCUACUGAUAUGUCCAAACACAUGAACCUGCUGGCCGAUCUGAAGACGAUGGUGGAGACGAAGAAGGUCACCAGUUCUGGCGUGUUGCUCUUGGAUAACUAUUCAGAUAGGAUACAAGUGCUACAGAACAUGGUCCACUGUGCGGAUCUCAGUAACCCCACCAAACCUCUGCAGCUGUACAGACAGUGGACGGAUCGCAUCAUGGAGGAGUUCUUUAGUCAGGGAGACAAAGAGAGAGAGCGAGGGAUGGAGAUCAGCCCCAUGUGUGACAAACACAAUGCAUCAGUUGAGAAGUCUCAGGUGGGCUUCAUCGACUACAUUGUCCAUCCACUGUGGGAGACGUGGGCCGACCUCGUACACCCGGACGCCCAGGACAUCCUGGACACGUUAGAGGACAACAGAGAGUGGUACCAGAGCACCAUUCCUCAGAGCCCGUCUCCCGCUCCAGACCAGCCCGAAGAGGGCAACCGCUCCGGCGGGUCUGAGAAGUUCCAGUUCGAACUGACCCUAGAAGAGGAUGGUGAGUCUGAUACGGAGAAGGACAGCGGCAGCCAAGCCGAGGAGGAAGAGGAGGAGGACAACAGCUGUAGUGACUCCAAAACGAUCAUCACGCUAGACUCGGAAUCCACAGAGAUACCGGAAGCCGAGGAGGGGAUUUCUGAGGAAGUUUCCAUGGAACCUAGCAUGGUAGAGGACGAGGACGAGGAGGAGGAAGACGAGCAGCCUGCAGACACAUAGCGUGAACUGAACGCCAUGAUGGCACAAAACUUGAAAUAUGUAAUAAUUGACAGUAAAAUUGAGUUCCAAAGCGCACGUUGCACUCCGAGACCUCGGCCUCCCUCUUUCUGUGUCUCAUUUGGUCUCCCUACGAGCUGCCUGGAGACGAGAGGACAUUAAGACUUCGGUAGGUUGCCGUUUUAUUUGCACUCAGGAAUAAUAUUUAGUCCUCUUGUUUUUUCAAACUUUUUGUUUACCUUCGCCCACCUUGCGUCUUCUGGCACACGGCUGACGAUGUCUGUUGACACCGUCCACGUGGAUGCCCCUCCUCCCGCUCUUCUCUCUGGUUCUCCCGCGCUAGGUCAUGUGACCAUAAGGAGGGCCGUUACUGUAGACGCCCACUGCACAAAGCAAUUGGAGGAGAUUUCGCUCACAAAAACAACACCAGCCCUGACCAGCGGGGAAAAACAUAGAAAGGAGCGCAUUUCCUUGGAUUUCAGAGACCUUUUUUUCUACGUUUUGAGUCUUCCUAAACAUUGACUGAAACAAAAGACAAAAAAGCACAACCUGUUGCUGUCAUGGCCUCUUGGAUGAUUUUGUACGGUAUACAUACAGAUUUUUAUGUUACUUUUAAUAACAAAACAGCAGCUGUUGUGUUUUCAAGGAACCUUAACGUGAAGGGUAACUUGCAAGUACGCAACGUGACGGUCGCCCUGCGUCAGGUUGUAUGUUUGCAUUAUACAUCACUGCUGUGUCGCACAAACCCUCUCCUUUCGGAUUUAAAAACACUUACCUCCAGUGAGCCUCUUAAUACAGUUCAGCUACAAAUGCUUUGUUUAUAACACUGUUUUGUGUUAUUCAACAUGUUCCUUUAAAUAUAUAUAUAUAUAUAUAUAUAUAUAUAUAUAUAUAUAUUGUGCAUUUUAUCUUGUUUCAGAGCAAUGAUUUUGGCAACACUUAAAAUUGAAGGUAUUCUUAAUGUGUAGGGAUGUCGUGAUUAUACGGUUUCACAAAUAAAAAUGUCACAGUUAAUUUACCACAAAUAUUUCUAAUCUAUGGUUAAAAACCAUUAAAUGUUUUAUUUACACGUGGCAAAAAUAUUAUACAGUAUAUAUAUAUAUAAUAGAGUUUUUUGGUGUAAACUUAAAUGUGUGGCUUUUAUGAUGGUUAUGGAUGGUUUCUACGUGGUGCUUGGCCAGAUAGCACAGACUGAGUUUGAAAUUUCAAUUAAUAUGAAACUGGAGCUACACACAAUCUCCAAAAUAUAACCGAGGAAUUCAAUCUACUAGACUCAUAUCCACUAAAAAGCAACUUAAAUCGGCUGUUUGGAAGCAUUUGAAUGACUGAGGGUUACUGAAGAAAACAAAGGUACACAUUUUAUAAACUGGAUGGGAUGUUCCACUGGUUGUCCAACAUCAAACUAGUGACUUUAAUAUUUAUAGCUGUGGUGCUUUAAAAGGGAUAAAUUGAGAGAUGCAACUUUGCUUAAAUUGGCAAAAUAAAUCAUAAAACCGAUUAACUGCGAUUUUUCUUUUUUCCUCAGACGGUAAUCUAACCAUCAAAAACUCACACCGUGGCAUCCCUAUUAAUGCGUUCAUAAUGCCUAAUAAGUAUGUUCACAUGAAUAAACUGGGAGAUUCUCACUAAACACAAAACGAUUUUUUACAGUGUGACAUUAUUGUUUUAUUUACUAAGUAUUCAUGGUUACACCUCUAAAGAGUAUAUAAUGAAUAACACAAUUAUAUAACACAUGAAAUUGGUUGUUGAUCAUGUGUUUUAAUGAAUUAUAUAUUUUAAAGGUAUAGCUAUGAAUAUGUAAGUAUUAUACUUGUUGUUUGAUGAUUCUAACGAAACGUGUCCAGAAAAUGUCCUUUGAAAAUGUAACUUUUAUCAUAAUGCUGAAACCAUUACUUUAUAGGUCAGAAGUUCUGCGCAAAGAUAUUCUAUGAUCGUAGAGUACGUGUUGAGCAACGCCUUUCGAAAUAUGAUUACGCGAGCUGUUGGUAUGGCAUGAUUUCAUUGUUUGUUUAAUGUUUUGAUUUGUAAAACACAAAUCUUCAUCCCAUUAGAUCAGAGAUUUUCUCUUAGGGCUAGAUGCAGUUUAGCGUCAAUUCCACAUUUGCGCAUUUCAUGCCAAAAUUUCCCUCCCUGCACUAUGCGACACACAGUGAUCAGUGGCUUUUAAUAAUGAAUUAUUAUUUAUACAUGUAUAUGGUUUUAUUUAUUACAUUGCUAUUUUGCUUCUGUUUGAAAGCAGUACUGUAGACCAUCAACUGUAGCGCAGAGCGUGUGGACUUGCAAGUUACUAAAAACUACUGUCUUUUUUGUCGUGUACAUAGAACAAACCUUUUUAAAAGCUGUAGGAAAUAUAACAUGCUCACAGAAACUUGAACUCUGGUUUUUGAGUAGUACUGGUUUUGUUUUAUAUAUAUAUAUAUAUAUAUAUACAUACACACACACUACCAGUCAAAAGAUUUGAAACACUUGACUGAAAUGUUUCUCAUGAUCUUAAAAAUCUUUUGAUCUGAAGGCGUAUGCUUAAAUGUUUGAAAUUAGUUUUGUAGACAAAAAUAUAAUUGUGCCACCAUAUUAACUGAUUUCAUUAUAAAACUAAAAUGUAAUUAAAAAAAAACAAGUUUUUGAAAUGGAUGACUUGGACCAAAUAAUAAAGAAAAGCAGCCAAUAAGUGCCCAACAUAGAUGGGAACUCCUUCAAUACUGUUUAAAAAGCAUCCCAGGGUGAUACCUCAAGAAGUUGUUUGAGAAAAUGUCAAGAGUACAUGUCUGCAAAUUCUAGACAAAGGGUGACUACUUUGAAGAUGCUAAAAUAUAACACAGUUUUGAUUUAUUUUGGAUUUUGUUUAGUCACAACAUAAUUCCCAUAGUUCCAUUUAUUUUAUAUUAUUCUAAAAUGUGAAAAAAAAAAAAAUGUUUCAAAACUUUUGUCUGGGAGUGUGUGUGUGUGU
This is a messenger RNA of Myxocyprinus asiaticus (Chinese sucker), 7807 nucleotides long. RefSeq names its product cAMP-specific 3',5'-cyclic phosphodiesterase 4D-like. Gene Ontology annotation, cellular component: cytosol; perinuclear region of cytoplasm; nucleus. NCBI's taxonomy places the organism in Eukaryota, Metazoa, Chordata, Actinopteri, Cypriniformes, Catostomidae. The record is from RefSeq and is a predicted model, not a curated record. The coding region runs from base 3094 to 4863 and encodes 589 amino acids. Gene Ontology annotation, molecular function: 3',5'-cyclic-AMP phosphodiesterase activity. Gene Ontology annotation, biological process: signal transduction. The transcript has 11 exons.